AUGCAAUUACCCAAAACACAAAAGGCCGCUAUCAAGCAAGGCACUGGUGAUAGCGCGACAACCACCAUCAAGGAGAUUCCCGUUCCAGAACCAUCCCCCGAUCAGAUCCUCGUCAAGAUCAACUACACCGGCCUAUGUGCUUCUGACAAGUCCCUGCUUCACGAUGAAUGGGACUUCAAGAUGGCAGAAUGUACAAACGGUAUUGCGGGUCACGAAGGCGCUGGCACUGUCGUAGCCGUUGGCUCUAACGUGCAAGAUCUUUGGCAGAUUGGCAAUCGUGCUGGUAUCAAGUGGAUCGCGUCCGUAUGCCGGAAGUGCGAGUUCUGUACCAACGGUCAAGAUGAAUGUCAUUGCCCAAAGCAAUUGAAUAGUGGUUUCACUAUUGCUGGAACGUUCCAAGAGUACGCCUUGACAGAUGCGAGGUAUGCGACGAGGUUGCCUGAUGGCGUCAAGGAUGAAGAGGCGGGUCCAAUCAUGUGUGGCGGUGUAACAGCGUAUGUGGCGUGUAAGAGGAGUAAGGUGCUUCCUGGGCAGUGGCUUGUUAUUCCUGGAGCUGGUGGUGGCCUCGGUCACUUCGGCGUCCAAUACGCCAAACAUAUGGGCAUGCGCGUCAUUGCAAUUGACGGCGGAGACGCCAAACGCGAGCUCUGCCUCUCUCUCGGCGCAGAAAAGUUUAUCGACUACACGACGUGCUCAGACAUCACAUCUGAAAUCAUGAAGAUCACUACCUACGGUGCUCAUGGAGUCAUCGUCUUUGCCGCCACGAGAGCAGGAUACGAGCAAGCACCACAUCUGCUGAGGCCGAACGGUACGAUGGUAUGUGUGGGUCUGCCGAAGGAUAAUACUAUUGUCGCAGGUGCUAGCCCCAUCGUAAUGUGUUUGAAAAAGUUGAAUGUUGUGGGAAGUGUAGUGGGUACAUUGAAGGAUGUUGAAGAAGCGCUUGAUUUUACUGCACGAGGCUUGGUACAUCCAAUCUUGACGCAUGGUGGGUUAGAGGACAUCGAUCGAUUCUGUGCGGAUAUGAAUGCGGGAAAGCUUGCUGGACGGGCUGUGAUUAAGAUGACUGCGUAG
Molecule: messenger RNA, 1071 nt
Organism: Alternaria postmessia
Lineage: Eukaryota; Fungi; Ascomycota; Dothideomycetes; Pleosporales; Pleosporaceae
Exons: 3
Coding region: 1-1071 (356 amino acids)
Molecular function (GO): oxidoreductase activity; zinc ion binding
Source: RefSeq, a predicted model, not a curated record